AUGUCGGAGUUGGGUAUGACGUCAUCGCCUAGCAACAGGUCCCCCUGCUCUCAACUGAAACUGUUGGCUCUGGGCCAAACUCUUCUGUCAACAUUCAAUAUUGCUGCUGCAGCUCCCCUAACCAUGGAGAAUCCAGUCGCCGAGAUCCGAACGGUGAUCCGUCUUCUCACUCAAUCCACACCAUCGUUACAAGAAAAGGCCUUGAAGCAGUUCUUCACCUCCAAUGCAGCCUUUGUGCAUCCAUUCUGUCGAGUCCCCAGCUUUAAUGGAAGUCGCUGGUGGGUGACCAAGAUCUUUCAAUGGUACAAGAUCAUGUCGCCUCGGAUUGAAAUGGAGAUUCACUCCAUUGCAUUUGAUGAGAAUAAUUUAAAGCUCUAUGUCAACAUGUCGCAGAUCUUCUCCAUCUGGCUGGUGCCUUUUCACGUUGCACCAGUGACUCUGACAACGGUCUUGGAUCUCACCACAGACGCAGCCCGGAGCAAUGCGCCGACGAAUGGCGAUCACACACGGUACUACAUUACCAAGCAAGAGGAUCUGUAUCAAACUUCCGAGUUUGUGAAAUUCCUCCUCCCACAUGUGGGCCACUGGCUAGUUCUGGCAUGGCACUUGAUGGCAACGUUCUUCUGCAUUUUGGGUGUGACUUUGCUGUGGCCCAUGCUGUGGUUGGAGGAGAAUGGCUACCUGCCUACUUGGAUUUCGCGAGGAAAUCUGGCCUACGAUAUUGCGGACAGGAUCCCCGAGAUCAAGAAGGAAUAA
Molecule: messenger RNA, 756 nt
Organism: Penicillium daleae
Lineage: Eukaryota; Fungi; Ascomycota; Eurotiomycetes; Eurotiales; Aspergillaceae
Exons: 3
Coding region: 1-756 (251 amino acids)
Source: RefSeq, a predicted model, not a curated record